Molecule: messenger RNA, 1466 nt
Organism: Setaria italica (foxtail millet)
Lineage: Eukaryota; Viridiplantae; Streptophyta; Magnoliopsida; Poales; Poaceae
Exons: 1
Coding region: 676-1179 (167 amino acids)
Biological process (GO): cytokinin biosynthetic process
Source: RefSeq, a predicted model, not a curated record
CCCCACCACGAGCCGAGGCCACAUGGGCAGCACACCGGGCGGGAAGCCCCUGUCACUCACGCUGCGCCGGGAAACAGGCCUCCUCCGCCUGCUCUGGGCUUGGUGACAAGACAGAGAACAAAAUGGUUGGGAAAGUUAUGAGAGACAGUUGGAGGGAUAGCCUGUCUUUCCCAUUUAAGGACACUGCCGCCCUCUCACGGCCGCUCUCCCCUCCUCCCUCCUCCUGACCACCCCUGACGCCUCCAAGCACAAGCGCACAGGGCCGCGCCUGCCCGCGCGCGCGCACCCAGCAGAAAAAUCUUGGCGUUUCUCGCGGCCCUACCCCGUGUCUGCCCCGUGUCCGGUGACCCCUCCCCCGCUCGUCUCCUGUGAAGACGAAGAUGGUGGCCGGGUGUCAGAGGCUUCAAUGUUCCCUUCAGGUCGUCGGUGUCCAAGAAGAGCAGGCCAGGGCGAGAACAAUGGCUUCUUCGGCCUUGCAUUGAUGGGGAGCCCAGAGCAAGCAUAAAUAUAGCCUACCAGUAUUCAUUCCCUCCCAAGCUUAUCAGGCUCAGUUAGAGCUUCCCUCUCUUUCUUCGUUCCCUUCGGCUAGCUCUAGCUCUGGUCUAGCCUGCUUGCUUUCGAUCUCGUCUUGCUUCUCUCUCCGUCCCCCUUGAUCGAUCCUGAUCCCUGAACGCCAUGGAGUCCUCCUCGCACAUCACCGGGGACGACGGCGGCGAGGGCUGCAACAGCUGCGAGUCCGGCUGGACAAUGUACCUCGCCUCCCCCAUGCAUGGCGACGACGCCGGUGGAAGUGGCAAGGGGAGCGGCAGCGAAGGGAGCAGCGUCGAUGAUGGCUACGGAUACAUCAUCAGCGACAGGAGGAGCGGCAAGAAGGCUUAUGAAGAUUACGCCGAUGCCGACGACGACGAUUCAUUGGCGUCCGAUGCUUCGACCGGACCGGCCAAAGUGAAGUCGCCUUCGUCCCCGCCAGAAGACGGCAGAAAAGAAGAUGGAGGACAUGGGAAGAACGGCGUCGCCGGCAAGGAGGACGAGGAAGAAGAAGGCGACGUGAGAACCAAGUUCCCGUCGACCUCCCGCAAGAAAGGCGGCAAGGUUGACAAAGGCGGAGAAGGCAACUCGUCAAGGCGAGGCAACAGCAAGAGAGGCAGCUCUUCAAGGAGAAGCUUCUUCCUCUGGUAAAUCAAACGACCGACUAAAUGUAUUAGCUUCAAUGUACUAGCAUGCUGUACGUCUCGGGCAUUUCACCAUUGCUGGUUGAGCUCAGAACCCUGUUAGAAGCAGCAUCAAGCAUGCAUUCAUGGAGAUCAAAGGGAAGGCUCUUUUUUGGUCCUUAUUUUUGCCUUCCAUGGCGUCCUCCUCCUCGUUGACCUCCCACUAGUAGGUUUAGCCGUUGCCAUGUAAAAAUCUACUGUAACCUCUGGUCAUUGUUCUUCAGUGCCCUGCUUUUAAUGUUUGCUUGCAGUCUC